AUGGGGGCGCCGCGGCGGGUGCUGCAGCCGCCGCGCUCCCGUCCGCGCAGCACCGACAUGUCCGAGGUCGCUCCCGCCCCCGCUGCUGAGGCAGCGCCCGCCGCCGCCGCCCCGGCUCCUGCCGCCAAGGCCGCCGCCAAGAAGCCGAAGAAGGCGGCGGCCGGUUCCAAAGCCCGCAAGCCGGCGGGCCCCAGCGUCACCGAGCUGAUCACCAAGGCCGUGUCCGCCUCCAAGGAGCGCAAGGGGCUCUCGCUCGCCGCGCUCAAGAAGGCGCUGGCCGCCGGCGGCUACGACGUGGAGAAGAACAACAGCCGCAUCAAGCUGGGGCUCAAGAGCUUGGUCAGCAAGGGCACCUUGGUGCAGACCAAGGGCACUGGCGCUUCUGGUUCUUUCCGUCUGAGCAAGAAACCUGGGGAAGUGAAGGAAAAAGCCCCCAAGAAGCGGGCAGCCGCCGCCAAGCCCAAGAAGCCGGCAGCCAAGAAGCCCGCCAGCGCUGCCAAGAAACCCAAGAAAGCGGUGACAGCGAAGAAGAGCCCCAAGAAAGCGAAGAAGCCAGCGGCCACCGCGGCCAAGAAAACGGCCAAGAGCCCCAAGAAGGCGACCAAGGCUGCCAAGCCCAAGAAAGCGGCGGCAGCAGUGAAGAGCCCGGCCAAGGCGAAGGCGGUGAAGCCCAAAGCAGCCAAGCCCAAGGCGGCCAAGCCCAAAGCGGCCAAGGCGAAGAAGGCGGCGCCCAAGAAGAAGUAAUCCCCCGUGGAAGAAACCUCUUGCUCGGCGCUUAAACCCAACGGCUCUUUUAAGAGCCACCCACAUUUCUCUCU
Messenger RNA from Harpia harpyja (harpy eagle), 818 nucleotides. Its product is annotated as histone H1.11L. The coding region runs from base 1 to 744 and encodes 247 amino acids. The record is from RefSeq and is a predicted model, not a curated record. The transcript has a single exon. Gene Ontology annotation, cellular component: nucleosome. NCBI's taxonomy places the organism in Eukaryota, Metazoa, Chordata, Aves, Accipitriformes, Accipitridae. Gene Ontology annotation, molecular function: DNA binding; structural constituent of chromatin. Gene Ontology annotation, biological process: nucleosome assembly.